AUGUCUCAGCUCCCGUGGCUCCGUCCGCUGCCGCCUUUGCCUCUCUGCACAUACUGGAUAGCUGCCUCCAGCCCCACCCCGCCUCCUCCUCAGCCUCAGCCUUUGCCUCCGCCUUCGCCUUCGCCCCCAAUUCCACCUCCGCCUCCAACUUUGCCUCUAUCUGUACCUCCACCUUCACUUCUUCCGCCUUCCCCUCCGUCUCCACGUCCGCUUAUACUAUCACCUCCACCUCCACCUCUACCUCCACUUCCACCUCCACCUCCGCCUCGACCUUCAUCUCCAUCUUCACCUCUGUCUCAACCUCUCCCUCCUCCGCUUCCCGUUCCGUCUCCACCCCCACUUAUACUAUCUCCGUUACUGACUCCGUUUCGGGUACGAAAUCCAGGGCAAAGUGGUAUUCCGGGUUCCAGCUGGUCAUCAGGCUGUAAUGCUCACCCGCACUCCAGUGCAUGGAGAGUGCGCUGCCCGCCGCCCGGGCACCACCUGCCAGGUAGCGCGCCCGGUCACCAGCUCUCUGCCGAAUUGCCAAAAAGCAUCGCCGCCGCUGGCCCGACGGACGGCGGGCGAAUGCUUCCCCUCUCCCACCACCACCACCAGCACUCGCUGCCCACGCUGCUCGAAUUCAUCCCAGAAAUCGGUUGGUCGCUGCCCGCCCACUCGCGCCCACCAGCCGGCCCCGGAUGCGCGUGCUCUGCGACAGCCGACACCUCUCAGGUGAGCCACGCCUCUGGAGAAGAACUAACUACCACAUAUCGGUUUCUAUAA
Gryllus bimaculatus (two-spotted cricket) is the source of this 765-nucleotide messenger RNA. Lineage: Eukaryota; Metazoa; Arthropoda; Insecta; Orthoptera; Gryllidae. The record is from the annotation of a GenBank genome assembly.